Messenger RNA from Setaria italica (foxtail millet), 1009 nucleotides. Its product is annotated as E3 ubiquitin-protein ligase ATL6. Bases 42 to 623 code for a protein of 193 amino acids. The record is from RefSeq and is a predicted model, not a curated record. NCBI's taxonomy places the organism in Eukaryota, Viridiplantae, Streptophyta, Magnoliopsida, Poales, Poaceae. The transcript has a single exon.
GCCACCAACUGACCAACUGGCAAGCCGCGCGCACGGUCUCCAUGGACAGAGCUCGCCGGAGUAAUGGCGCGUGGGAGAUCGACCUGUUCCGUCCCGGGCCGAGCACGGCGCGCUCCGACCGCUGCGCGAAGCUGCUCCUGCUGUGGUCGGCGGCCGUCGCAGUGCCCGUCUUGGUGUUCGUGCUCGCCGGCUACGUCUGGGGCUCCGUCGCCACGGCCGUGGUCGUGGUCGCCUUGAUCUGGUUCACGUGCUGUUACUACAGGGCCGCGCCGCCGGAGCCACCGCUCCUACCUGAGCACCUCGGCGCGCUCCGCGUCGACGUGCCGGUGGGGCAGCCGCGGCCUGGGCAGGUCAACGGCGUCGGCGGGCUCAGCCAGGAGGACGUCGAGGCCAUCCCGGCGUUCGAGUACCAACGCAAGAAGGGGGUGCCGGCGGAGCAGUGCGCGGUGUGCAUCAACGUCGUGCGGGACGGGGAGACGGUGAGGAGGCUGCCGGCGUGCGGGCACGCGUUCCACGCGCCAUGUGUCGACGGGUGGCUGCGCGCGCACGCCACGUGCCCGAUGUGCCGUGCCGACGUCAAGGUUGCUGCAAGCGAGCCACCAACCUGGGGAAGUGAUCUUUAAUACCGGUCAGUUACCGAGCAUCUCACCGGUACCGCUUGUUCGGUACGCCAUUUAGUACCGUCCAAAAUGCCCGAUAGUAAAUGCAUCAUUUAGUACCGGUCGGUGUUACCGACUGGUACUAAAUAGUACUCCACGGGUACUAGUGUUAUUGUCCGGUACUAUAAAGCCUCCAAGGAUCGAAAAUUUGUACUAAUUUCGCGCGUUAGUAUCGGACGAAAAGCUGUUCGGUACUAAUGUCAAGGACGAAUGCUCAUAUUUCUAGUAGUGAAUGGAGGUGGCGGUGUAGUUGUAGUACUGGGACAGGGACAACACUUGUCAAAUUGUGCAUUUGUAACUUUGUAUCUACGAUUUGUCAAUUUAGUGGACUUUUGGAUAAUUGGGUUUCA